This is a messenger RNA of Ziziphus jujuba (common jujube), 1173 nucleotides long. RefSeq lists its product as uncharacterized. The transcript has a single exon. Gene Ontology annotation, molecular function: protein binding. The record is from RefSeq and is a predicted model, not a curated record. Bases 1 to 1173 code for a protein of 390 amino acids. Lineage: Eukaryota; Viridiplantae; Streptophyta; Magnoliopsida; Rosales; Rhamnaceae.
AUGGCAAAAAGGGCAAAAAGGGUAAAAAGGGUACGUUCUUCUACCAAUUUCUCACCAAACUGGGAAUCUCUUUCUCAUGAUCUAGUGCACUCAAUCUUAGAAAAGUUAGUCUAUUUUCCCGAUUAUAUCCGUUUUAGUGCAGUUUGCAAAUCAUGGAAUUCCAUAGCUUCCUAUCACAAAAGGAAACACACAAAACUAAAUGACCAUCAACUUCCUUGGCUAUUGACGAGCUCUAAGGUCAAUGAGCAAUUGAUAAAGUUCAGGCUUUAUAAUCACACUUCCACAGCUGCUAACAAAAUCAGCAACUUCCAGUUACAAAUCCCUCAAACCGAGGUUUUCCAAGAACUUUGUUUAGGAUCUUCUCAUGGUUGGUUGUUUUUCUUGGAGAAUUUGGAUUCAUUAUUAGCUAUAAAUCCGCUUUUCGGCACCAUUAUUCGUUUCCCUCCUUUCGAGAGUAGCUUUGUCAAAGCCCAAAAAUUUGUAUUGUCAGGGGAUCCUUAUCUGGGAUCUAAUUUUGAAGUAAUUGUGGUGGCUAGUGCUGGUGCUCGUAAUGGCACUGUUGUAGCACAUUUGAAGUAUGGUAAUGAAUUUUGGACCUAUUCGGAAAGAUUUAGCUCUUUUUAUAACUUUAACUUUACAUUCUAUAAAAAUCGAAUACUUGGUGCUACAUGUUUUGGUCAAAUUUUAUCUGUGAAUGUCUCUUCUGAUGAUACUUCUCGACGAUUUGAGAUCAAGGCAAUUAAUGGAGAUGUAGAUUUCGAGUGUGCUUCAGUUUCUUAUCUUGUGGAAACCACCAAGAAUGAUCUUUUAAUGGUACUUAGAUGCAAUAUUUGUAAAUGUCUCCCCCAGGUUUGUGUGAAAUAUAAGGUAUACAAACUUGUGGAGUUAAAUGGGGAACUUGAAUGUGUUUUGGUUUCGAAUUUGGAUGGACAUUGUUUAUUUUUGGGUAAAUGCCAGCCUAUAUCAGUUUUAGCAUCAAAUUAUCCUGGUUGCAAUGAGGAUUCGAUAUAUUAUUCAUAUGCUGAUUUUAAUGAUAAUGGAGUCGAAGAAUUCAGCUUGGAAGAUCAAAGUGUACGAGAGAAGAGAAAUGUUGAUACACUUUAUAGACCUUUAUGGAUUUUGCCGUCAUUUAUGAAUGAUCAAGUGAGUUGGGGAAAAAAAAUCAUGAUGUAG